UUGCUAUUUGUUUUUGGUCGUUUGGUGCACAUAAAUUGACAUUUCAAAUGCAUUAUGAAUGUUGUAAGUGGGUCAUGGUUUGUUUGUGUAAAUGCCACUGGAAGGUUUUUUUUUUUUUUUGGGUCUCUUUUGCAGCAGAUUGACAGUUCUGGAAAGAGACACAUUGCUGAAACAUUAUUUUUAUAACAUGUGCAUUAUUUAAGGUUUUCAUGAAGUCAUCUGGAAGUUGAGUUGUGGUAUGUCCAUUUGCAGCACACUCUGCUUUCCCACCCCCAGCCCCCGGCUCUUUCUCUUAGAACUUACGCACUUCUGAAUUCAAAAUUAUGGAUUAUUCUCUCUCACUCUUUCUCUGCAGACUGUUUCUCAAUUCUUACCAUAGUCGUCGCGGCUUGAUCAACAGGGAACCUGGCAAAGUUCUGUUGGUUCCUUUCCAUUAAAAGUUCUUUCAUUUUAUGCUAGUGUUUGAGGAAUGGAAUUUUAUUCUAGGUGAAUGAGGAGACAAAUUGUAUAAAUAGUAUAUGCUUUGAGAAAAUUACAAAUUGUUGAAGCAUAACUCAAGCAAGCAUCAUUUCUGUUAUUUUGCAGUAUAACUUUUUAUCAUCAUAAAAAUAGAGUACAACUUAAAAAUGAUAUUUGAAUCCAUUAUAAAUAUCGUGUUUUAACUUCCUAAAACACUUCUUCAAUAUAGAGAAUUGGUUAAAAUUUGAAUUGAUAUAUCUAAUAAAUCUUCAUCUUAUCAACUAUAAGAUUGUGAAUUUGAUGAAUAUAUACUAUUGGUUGUCAAUAUAUUAGUAGUAUAUCAUUAGUUAUUGCAUGUGGUUUUCCUUAUUUUGAAACAUAAUAUGUACUUUGAGGACCAUUUGUUAUGUCUUUGAAUCAUUGUUUAGUUUGUCCUUUAAAUAUUUGUUAAAAAACUUGUAGCAUUGAAAAUUCUUCAUAUUUACAACGUUGAGUAUAACACCUGCUCAACAAUGCAGGAGGCUAAGAUGUCUUUGUGGCUUUACAGAUGUUCAUGUCAAUGUUUAUAUUUUGAGUGAGGUUAUAUAUAUCAAUUUUCUCUCAUGAACAAAUACAUCCUCCCUUAGUUAUGUAUCACCUGGCACUGCAUACUAAUUUGAUUUUCUGUUGUCUUGUGAUCCACAUUGAUGGAUGUGUUAAUGGUUGUACUGGACUGUUGGCAGUGGAAGUUGCAUUUGUCUUAUAUUUUUUCAUUUGGACACGUGGAAAGAAGGCAGUGAUUUAUAAUUUUUUGUUUACAAAGAACAAGGGUGGUUGUAGGGGGAAAAGAUGAGAUUUGGAAACACAUCAAAGGGUCAGAGAAUUAGAGCAGACAAAGCAAGUUCAAUAGCCCCAAACCCCUAUCCAAGGAAACGGGGAAUUUGUUGAAAGAUUGUAACGGGGAAGCAAUGAAAACACCUUAAGAAUUGAUAGAUAAGAGUAGUGUUGCUUCGGAUUGACAGGCCAAAGCAACAGCCCUCCGUGUCCUUUUCUAAUUCAUUUUUGUUUAACUUGCUUCCAUGAUCCUUAAAUUCCUUUAGUUAUCUAAUAGAUUGCACUGCAAAGGUGAAGCACCUGCACUGUCAUCCGAAACAAUUGACCAUUGACCAACCACUUGAGAUGGCUAACCGAAGGUGUAAGUAACAAAAGUCUUAAUUAUGUUUUGCCAAAGUUUUCCUAUUUGGUUUGUAUUGUAAAUAUUAAGAAAUGUAAUAUUCUUUAAGAGAAAUUUACAAAGCACGCAAAUGCGUUAUUCUAAUUUAAUUUUAUAAUUAUUACAUUAAAUUUGUUUUACUUUAUUUUAUUUAGUUCCCAGUAUCAGUUUUACACCUUAGGAAUGUAUUUUGAUUAUACCAUUUUAUGAUUCCGUCAUUCAUAUAUACUGUAGAAAUACAUUUUCUAGGGCCUUUGUUAAUUCAGUUUUUAAGCUUUAAAAAAAAAAAAGAUUGCAUUUUAUCUUAGAGGACAUCUAGAAGGGCUUACAGAGAAUUUAUAAAAAUAUCUUAUCACUAAAGCUCUUUUCACUUUAUUCUAAUAAGUUUUUUUGAUCAAAUUCAUGCCAUAAAGACUUCAUAUGAAAAGAGUGCCUUAGUCAAUUAGGUUUCUAAUAAUAAUCUGUUCAAAUGGAUUUAUUUCCAGCUUACAGGGUUGUCCCUUGGCAUUGUUUUUAUUUUAUUUAAUAGUAUUGUUUUUUCAUUACUGUACUUCUGUGUCUACAAUAACAGCUUUUAAAUGUUUUCAAUCCCCAAUUUUUUAUGAAAUUUUAUUCUUAAUUCUCUAAACUUUUGCAUGGCAGAGUCAGAAUAAAGUUUAGGUCUCAUUGCAGCUUUUUCUGAAUGAUCUAGAUUGUGCUCACAUAGUAUGUGCAACUAUCCUUUUUUGUUGUACAGAACAUGUAAUUAAAAUAUUUCCACUCAUAUGAUGCCUGGCAAACUGUGAUUGCUCUGAAUGCCUUUCAAAUGUUGGACGGUAAUACAAUAGGUUUGAGGUUUUGCAACUGGCACAUCUGAAGCAGAAACUUUUUGUUUUUCGGUUUUCAUAAUUAGCAUUCUAAGAUUUAUAUAAAUUUAAUGUAUGAAGUAUAUUACAAGAGUAUAUAAUAUACUAGUCAUGGGUUAGCAUCGUCAAACAAAAUGUCGGGAAAUUUAAUGUAUGAAGUAUAUUACAAGAGUAUAAGAAGUAUAUUACAAGAGUAUAUAAGGUUGCUUGUUUAAUCUUGUUUUACCAACUGUUAACAGCGUGGAAAUUCAAACCCAACCGAAUUUAUAUUUGUUAUUAAAAAAAGUAGACAGAAUUCAUACAACGUACAGCUUAUAUCGUUGGCGUUUGAUUGAUUACCCAUUUCCUAGCUUGGAAUAUUUAACCACCUGCUUGCAUUUCUUGUUCAUCGGCUAAGUAUUAUUUAUUUAUUUUUGUUCUGGGCAGGGGGUUAUAUUAUGGUCUUUUGUUCGUAUAUAAUUAAACUUUGUAAUAAUUCAACUAUUCGUCAUGGACAAUAUUAUGUACUAUGAAAUUGUUGAUUGUUCUCAAGUCAUCGCUGUCAUGUAAAUGUACAACUCGGUGUGGAUUGUGAUUGUGCUUAAUCAUUUUAUUGAAUUUGUAUUUUAAAUUUAUAAAAUGCAAACGAUUACAAACAUCAUUAUUAAGUGGUGAAAUUUUUACUUAGGAAAAUGAUAUAAUACAGAAACUCUUCUAGUAAAAGCUGUAAUGAGUUUAGUGUAUGAGCAUAAUACAAUUUUAAACAAAAAGUCAGCUCAAUAGUAUAUUUUAUGAAAUUAUAACUGAUAAGAUGCAUAUAGGAUUGAUUGAGAUUCACAAGUAUCAAAUUGAUGCAAGUUCGGACCUGCAUAGACGGGACAAAUUUGCCAUGACACAGUAUAAAGGAAGGGAGUAGGAUUUAGCAAUGCAAGUUUCGUAUUUUACCUUUUAAAAUAACAUAACGGCUAAGAUUCGCAGUUGUUGAGAAGCUUAGUCCAUAUAAGAAAAUAUAUAUGCACUAGACUAGAUCUAAUGCUUAAAAGUGAGGAAAGGAAGAUACCAAACCUUCAAGCCAAAUAGAAUCAAAGAAUUCAAAUUUAAUUCCCUCACUGCAUAAGCUUCUCAAGGCCAAACCUUUACACCUUCCCACAACAAAAAAUUGACAGAGAAUCAAGAAGCAUGUUUUAGUCUCUGGUUCAUGCGGUUUCUCUAUGGCCACCACUAUGCCUAAAUUGAAGAGAAAAUUUGCAUUGGGUACACAUGGCGGCACCCGCCCAUUAGUGUGGCUAGUAGCCAUUAUAUGCACCAUCUUAGCCGUAGCCGUGAUUGUUGCUGGCAUUGUAGUGUUCAUUGGUUACAUAGUGAUCCACCCAAGGAUGCCCAUCAUCAGUGUCACUAAUGCUCAUCUUGACUUUCUGAAAAAUGAUUAUGCUGGUCUUUUCCAAAUCCAACUCAACAUUGUUGUGACUGCAAAGAAUGGGAAUGCCAAGGCUCAUGCAACCUUUUCUAAAAUUACCUUCAACCUUAGCUACCAAGGCCAAGACUUAGCCGUGUUGGUUGCAGACCCAUUUGAGGUGCCCAAAAACAGUUCGAAGGACCUCAACUAUUUUAUUCAAUCAUCUUCUAUACCAUUAAAUCCAGAUCAAAUGGAGGAAGUGGAUGAUGCAUGGAAACGAAAUGAGAUUGAGUUUAAUUUCAAAGGAGGUGCGAGGACUCAGUGGAGGGUAGGGCCUUUGGGCUCUGUUAAGUUCUUGUGUCGUCUGAAUUGUGACCUCAAGUUCCGCCCCUUGAAUGGGACUUACAUACCCUCGAGGUGCACCUCCAAAUCAAAAUGA
Messenger RNA from Abrus precatorius (Indian licorice), 4310 nucleotides. RefSeq names its product NDR1/HIN1-like protein 12. Gene Ontology annotation, cellular component: plasma membrane. The coding region runs from base 3687 to 4310 and encodes 207 amino acids. Lineage: Eukaryota; Viridiplantae; Streptophyta; Magnoliopsida; Fabales; Fabaceae. The record is from RefSeq and is a predicted model, not a curated record. The transcript has a single exon.